AGUUGGUGGAGUUGGUGGAGUUUGGUGGAGUUGGUGGUGCCCUUUGCGAUUUCGUUGUAUCUAGUGAGCUGUGUGUGGAUUUUGUGUUUGAUUGGUUUGUGUGUGAGCUUGUGUGUGUGUGUGUGUGUGUGUGUGUGUGUGUGUCUAGAUCAGUGUGUGUUUGGGAGGAGCGUUGCUUGUGUUUGUGAGUUGAGUUUUAAGUUUACUUGCGUGUGAGUAACUUUGUGUUGUGUGUGGGUGUGUGUGUGUAGGUAUACCCGUGGGUGACUCUAAGUGCACCUGUGUGUUUGUGACCGAGUGUGUGAGAGUGUGUGUGUGUGAGCACACAAGAGUGUGUGUAGGUGCACGUGUAGCAGGUGUGAGAACAUCUGUUGUGUUGAGGCCGUCAGUCAGCUUGGCCAUUGUUUCUAAGGUAGCAUUUAUACUUGGUUACCUCAAAUGGGCCCUGGGAGUCAACAGAAGUCAGAAAAGCUCAGAUCCAAGUCCCCUUUGGCUGACAUGGAUGGUUUGCAUGCUCAAUAUGUGAUGCUAGAGACUAUCGGCCAUGGAGGCUGUGCCACAGUGAAGCUGGCCCAGCACCGCCUCACAGGCACUCACGUGGCUGUCAAAACGAUUCGAAAGAGGGAGUAUUGGUGCAACCGUGUCAUUUCUGAGGUAGAGUUACUGAUGAUGGCCGAUCAUCCGAAUAUCAUCUCUCUCCUUCAAGUCAUUGAGACCAAGAAGAAAGUAUACCUCAUUAUGGAGUUGUGCAAGGGUAAAUCACUUUACCAACACAUCCGAAAAGCUGGCUACCUGCAGGAGCAUGAAGCACGCGCAUUAUUCAAGCAGCUCUUAAGUGCUAUGAACUACUGCCACAACCAGGGUAUAGUUCACAGGGACCUGAAACCGGACAAUAUCAUGGUUGAAAAAGAUGGGAAAGUGAAGAUCAUUGAUUUUGGACUCGGCACCAAAGUGAAGCCAGGGCAAAAACUCAACUUAUUCUGUGGGACUUACCCAUUUAGUGCUCCUGAGGUGCUCCUUAGCACACCCUAUGAUGGGCCCAAGAUCGAUGUAUGGACUCUUGGAGUUGUGCUGUAUUUUAUGGUAACUGGAAAGAUCCCGUUUGAUGCUUGCAGCAUAAAAAAGCUGGUAAAGCGAAUUCUUGCAGGAAAGUAUUCUAUUCCCUCUAGACUGUCAGCAGAGCUCCAAGACCUGCUUAGUCUUUUAAUGACGGCCAACCCCAAACUCAGGCCCACUGUUGCUGAGGUUAUGGUGCAUCCCUGGGUCACAGAAGGCUCAGGGGUGUUCCCAGAUCCUUGUGAAGAACAGACCCCCCUCAAGCCAGACCCUGCAAUUGUAAAAGCAAUGGGACAUAUCGGGUUCCAAGCUCAAGAUAUUGAAGAUUCGUUACGUCAGAGAAAAUUCAACCAAACCAUGGCGUCUUAUUGUCUACUGAAAAAACAGAUUCUUAAGGAAUGUGACAGGCCAACCCGGGCUAGGCCCGUGAACCCAUCGGUGACCCCAUUCCCUUCCCUUGUUGAUACUGCUACUACCCGUCUCGGACUUCGCAGGAGAGAGAAUGAACCCACAUGUCCCUGGUCAUCCGCCAAUAGGCAAGUGUCUGUCUGUGGCAAGAGUACUAGUAAGAAAAGAGACAGAAGAGUCAGUUGGCCCAGUGUUCUCGGCAGGCCACGCCACACGGCACCCACAAUGGACCACACACGCACCCGUACUAGGAGUGUACCCUGCAUUUGCUCAAUGUUUUGCACAGUCCAGCCAAACAGCAGCGAAGAGAGCACACAAGGCCACACCAGAGCCUCAGCAGCAGAUAAGCCUGUCCACAGCAGGGGCUGGCCCAGAGGCAUCAAGGGCUGGACGAGGAUGAUAGGAAAUGCGAUGAGGAAGCUCUGUUGCUGUAUCCCAUCCAAAGAGACAUCUCACCUGGGGCAGAACAGAGUCUCCCCCAAAAAAUAAGACACAGGAAGGGUGUCAGGAGAACAAGCAUCCGGCACGGCCCAGGUACAUUUCUGCAUUUGAAUGUAUCUAUGUUACUCAUGUCUGUGUCAACUGGCAGAUGAUACUUAUGUAUAUGGUGCAAAGCAUGGGGAAGCUAGGUGUAGACACCGUGGGAUGAUGGGUAAAUCGAACCUGCCAACAGACCUAGCAUCCCAGAAGGUAUCUCCUGCGUGUAUCCUGCAUGUUGAACAAGGAGGGGAACUGACCAUGCUAGGGGGAGGAAGUGGGAGAAGGAAGAGGAGGAGAUGCUGAGGGAGGAGAGGAUGGUAUGUGAUGGGAGCUAGGAGAUGGGGGGAAGAGGUUGAGACAGGAGGAGGCAACUUGGGGGAGCAGUGUGAAACAGGGUAACCACAGCUGGAGAGAUGCCCUGUGCAGCUGAGGUUCUCAGAGUCCCUCUCACGUGUGCUUUGCAUUUUAGAAGAUCACCAGAGGAUGCCGGAUGCUACGAUUCUACAGUUAUAGUAUUGGAAAGGACCCGUGUAUAGACACGGACCUGAAAAAGGGAACCUUGUGGAAAGGCAUCAUGUUCUGGGUUCAGCGUGCUUCACUCAGAGCCCCCAGUCCAGCCAGGGGGCAAGAAAGCAAAUGAUGAAAUCCCAGAUGGGCUCUGGGAUCACCAUUCAGAGAAGUGGCUUAAAGCAUGUCCAAAGCUGAUAGAGACAGCCCCUCUGCCUGCCCAAGCUCAUAAUCAGACUCCUCCUCUGAGAAUAAAAUAGAUGUUUGUGAAA
This is a messenger RNA of Mus musculus (house mouse), 2723 nucleotides long. It is a transcript of the gene Smok3a, whose product is annotated as sperm motility kinase 3A. NCBI's taxonomy places the organism in Eukaryota, Metazoa, Chordata, Mammalia, Rodentia, Muridae. Gene Ontology annotation, molecular function: protein kinase activity; protein serine/threonine kinase activity; protein serine kinase activity. The record is from RefSeq and is marked validated. The transcript has 2 exons. Bases 439 to 1953 code for a protein of 504 amino acids.